CAUCAUGAAGCUGUUUCUUUUCGCAUUGGUUGUGGCUUCUGCCACUGCUAUUCCGCUGAAUAACUACAGAAAUGCCGACGAAGAGGAUUGGCAACUUGUACCAGACACUGAUGGCAACAUGCAUUUGGUUGAUAUUCGAAAUAACGAUGACCAGGAUAUAACACCGCUGUUCAAUGCGUUCAACGAUGUUGUGUUCCGUUUAUUUACCAGAAGUAAUCCAACGUCACCCCAAUUUAUCCAAAUUAACAAUCAAGCCCAACUCGUCAACAGUAAUUUCAAUGUGAACCAUCAGACGCGAUUCCAAAUUCAUGGAUGGAAUGGAGGCGGACAUGAUGGCACUGGUGCAUCGAUUAGAAACGCGUACUUGAAUCGUGGCGACUUCAAUGUUUUUACUGUAGACUGGGGACGGGGAGCAGGUACACCAAAUUAUGUUCUCGCUAGAAAUCGCGUCAACGAAGUCGGUCAAGUGGUUGCACAAUUCAUUGACUUCCUGAACGUUAACGGUCUUCCACAUUCACGAGUCAGUGUAGUAGGUCACUCACUAGGAGCGCAAGUCGCUGGUGCUACAGGAAAGCGAACGACUCGCGGAAGAGUUGAGACCAUAGUUGGAUUAGAUCCAGCCGGACCACUUUUUGCCCUUGAUGACCCAGCAAAUAGACUUCAUCACACAGAUGCAAAUUACGUAGAGUCAAUUAUAACAGACGGUGGACGACUAGGUUUCCAACAUCCAAUUGCACAUGCCAAUUUCUACCCGAAUUGGGGUACGAGUCAACCUGGAUGCGGCGUAGAUCUUACUGGACAGUGCGGUCAUAAUCUAGCAACUACUUUGAUGGUAGAAUCCAUCAAUCCAAUACACAUUUUUGGAGCUAUUCGAUGCAGAGGCUUAGACGAUAUUCGAGAUAGAAAUUGUGUUAUUAGCGGUACGAGUAGACGUUUGGGAGGAGAGCCGGUUCAAGAUGGUCCGGGCAUAGUUGGAAGUGUUUAUUUCCUGACAACCAAUGGCGCUUCACCAUUUGCUCACGGACCUAGAUAAAUGAACAAAUUCAAGGUCAAUCAAAGUCUAAGUUUGUCGAAUAAAGAAAUUUGAAAAUUCUGCCUGUUG
Messenger RNA from Bradysia coprophila, 1102 nucleotides. Its product is annotated as lipase member H-like. The record is from RefSeq and is a predicted model, not a curated record. NCBI's taxonomy places the organism in Eukaryota, Metazoa, Arthropoda, Insecta, Diptera, Sciaridae. Gene Ontology annotation, molecular function: lipase activity; serine hydrolase activity. Gene Ontology annotation, biological process: lipid catabolic process.